Athalia rosae (coleseed sawfly) is the source of this 1974-nucleotide messenger RNA. It is a transcript of the gene Pka-R1, whose product is annotated as cAMP-dependent protein kinase type I regulatory subunit. Bases 635 to 1753 code for a protein of 372 amino acids. NCBI's taxonomy places the organism in Eukaryota, Metazoa, Arthropoda, Insecta, Hymenoptera, Athaliidae. Gene Ontology annotation, biological process: regulation of protein phosphorylation. Gene Ontology annotation, cellular component: cAMP-dependent protein kinase complex. Gene Ontology annotation, molecular function: cAMP-dependent protein kinase regulator activity. The record is from RefSeq and is a predicted model, not a curated record. The transcript is spliced from 5 exons.
GUUCAACGCAUUUUCAUGUCGAACCGCCAUGUCAACAAUCACACCUUUUACGGUUGCAACUCGCGAGUACUUAUUAACCGAAAAACCGGAACGUAAAAACUGCAAAGACUGAAGAGGAUUAAAACGCGACUGAAUAGAAAAUUUUAAAUAGCAUGCAUAUACCCUGGUGCAAUUUACAGACGUCUAUAUUUAACAGCAAUGUGGAUCAGUGGUUGAAAAAACUAUAGUAUAAAUCAACGUAUAAAUGCAACGUUUCCGACAUUAAAAACUAGUGCAAAGUAAACAAACCUUGUUAAUCAAACAAAAUUAAAACCAAGUACAUAAAUGUGAAUAAAAUGUCAUGAUACAUAUUAUUAUACAGUGACGUUAUUACGGUGAUACUAAAAAAUAAAUGAAAAAAGGCAGUCAAAUAAUCCAUUGCACUGCAUAGCUGUGCUCCAGGUGAUAAGAUACUGUCUAGAUUAGUAAAUAUCAUAACCAAUAAAAAGUAAAUAGAAGUAAAAAGGAGGUCGCGGCAGUUCGAGACUUUAGCUAGCUUUGGCCUGAGUUUGAGCGUUAUCUUUUUUGGGGACGCUUUGCUAUUGGCGAGUUAUUUUGUUUGGUUGGUUAACGGUGGUUAUUCGGGCACCACAAUAUGGCGGCUAACCUGGAAGAAGAGCAGAGUUUACGGGAGUGCGAGGAAUAUGUUCAACGGCAUAAUAUCCAGCAAGUUUUAAAAGACUGUAUUGUUCAGCUGUGCGUCGGUAGACCAGAGAAUCCUAUAUCAUUCCUACGCGAGUAUUUUCAGAAGCUUGAAAGGGAACAAGCACACGAUGCAAAACAGCAGAGUGCGACGAGUCCAGAAGAUACAGAGGAUAUGCCUGCCGGUCAGCAAGGACCACAAGUACCUCGAAGAAGAGGGGGAAUUUCUGCUGAACCAGUAUCAGAAGAGGAUGCGACGAGCUAUGUCAAAAAAGUUGUACCAAAGGACUAUAAAACCAUGGCCGCCCUGAGCAAAGCUAUUGCAAAAAAUGUCCUAUUUGCCCACUUGGAUGAGAACGAACGCUCGGAUAUAUUCGACGCAAUGUUCCCUGUCACUUUUCUACCUGGUGAACCAAUCAUUCGACAAGGUGAUGAAGGUGAUAAUUUCUAUGUGAUCGAUCAAGGUGAGGUGGAGAUAUUUGUGAACAGUGAACUAGUCACGACGAUAGGAGAAGGUGGAAGUUUCGGGGAACUUGCUCUGAUAUAUGGAACUCCACGAGCAGCCACAGUCAGAGCAAAAACUGAUGUUAAACUUUGGGGUAUCGAUAGAGAUUCCUAUCGCAGAAUUCUCAUGGGAUCUACAAUUAGAAAACGUAAAAUGUAUGAGGAAUUCCUUUCCAGAGUGUCUAUACUAGAAUCAUUGGAUAAGUGGGAGAGAUUAACCGUGGCAGAUGCUUUGGAACCGGUAGUUUUUGAUGAUGGAGAAACGAUAGUACGGCAAGGGGAACCUGGCGAAGACUUCUACAUAAUUGUUGAAGGCAUGGCUCUGGUCCUUCAGCAACGUACUGAAGGUGAAGAACCCUCAGAAGUUGGCCGUCUUGGACCCUCCGAUUACUUUGGAGAAAUCGCUCUUCUCUUGGAUAGGCCGAGAGCUGCUACUGUGGUAGCUAGGGGGCCGUUGAAGUGUGUCAAAUUAGAUAGAGCACGAUUUGAACGUGUCUUAGGCUUGUGCGCAGACAUAUUGAAACGCAACAUCACGCAGUACAACAGCUUCGUGUCUCUAUCUGUAUAGCUGUCUAACGUACCACAAAUUAGUGCCCCACCAUCUCCUACACAACAUUGAAAUCCUCCCUCAUCUCCGUUAUAAUAUAUUAUUUCAUUAUCGAUGAAUUUAUUUUAAAUGAUAAUAACUAUUAAUGUUGUACUAUACCGUCUAUUGAUUAAUAUUAAUAUAUUCAUAUAUUACUAUACUACAUUAGAAUCUCUAUAUAAUAAAACGAUUAUUACUCAUUA